Molecule: messenger RNA, 5800 nt
Organism: Cololabis saira (Pacific saury)
Lineage: Eukaryota; Metazoa; Chordata; Actinopteri; Beloniformes; Belonidae
Gene: zbtb38
Product: zinc finger and BTB domain containing 38
Exons: 2
Coding region: 1480-5103 (1207 amino acids)
Biological process (GO): regulation of cytokine production; regulation of immune system process; negative regulation of transcription by RNA polymerase II
Molecular function (GO): protein binding
Source: RefSeq, a predicted model, not a curated record
UGUGCUGAACUAAAACGGUAACCUAGAGGGAAGGAUGAAACAGUUCUGGUUUCAGCACAAAUAGAGAAAUUAAUAUAAAUGCAUAGCAAAUUAUUUGGAACUCUGACGACAUGAUAGAUUAGAAAGUCCAUUUUGUGCUGCAGACAAAGACACAAACACCGAGCAACAAACACAUGGACACAAAAUAUAUGCGGCUGGAAACAAAGGCAAACCUCAGCUGCUCUGCAGACUGCUGUGAGCUGCAGGUUCUCAGAGAGGGCAGCAUGUUUGUGAGAGAGGGGGAACCGAAUACACGGAUGGCUAUUACAGUCAGUUGCCUUCCAGCUGAAUCCCAAUAAGUGCUGCGCCAUAGCAUGUUGCUAUGACAACACAGGCCUGUCUGAGACUGAAGGCAGCAGGCAGCUGUGUUUUCAUCCGGCAGAGAGGCUUUAGAGCAUGGCGGCCAUAUUGUAUUUGUUGCAUGAUCAUAAAAAUGGAAACAAAUGACGAUAAUGAAAAAAAAAAAGUAAUUGCAGUUCUAACUAACUACGCUCACUAAGAGAAAAUAUUUAUUAACAGUACAUUUAUUAACACAGAGACACUUGGGUAGCCAAGACAAAAAUCAGAACGUAACGGAAAACAAUAUAAAAUGUAAAAACUUAAUCAAUUGAGCGAAAGAAAACAACAAUUACUCACAACAGAAUAUGAUGUUAAUCGCGGGAAACUAAAACCUUCUCUUUUUGUCUUCCCCCAUCAAGAGUUAACAAUUUUGAAUAUGAUAAUCUAAAUAUAGCAGCGCUGUUUCCAAAGAAGCACAUGUCUCAAAAACACCUUCUACAGUCAUUGUACCACUCUUGUUAUUUUUUUUAACUGCAGCUGUAAAGAUGAGAAAUGGCAACAUUAUGAAUCCCUGGUGAAGGUUCACCCUUUAGCCGCGAUGCAGGUGAGAUGAAUCAUCCCUAGCAUGAGUCAAUUUUAGCCGACAGUCAGCACCCCGUGUAAAACACAAAUGACUCAGUGCAAACUGAUAACUGAUUCUGAUAUAUAACAGUGGGUUAGUGUUAGGACGCCUCAGUGGUGAUACAUGAUCUUUCAAAUUAAUACACUUUCUCUCAGAGCUGUUGAUUGUGGAUCACGAAUAACAACUUAUCUAACAAUUUGUCUGUACAUGAAAUAUAUGUAAAUCCCUGACUUAGACGAAAUGUGUUCGAAAUAGUCGGUGACAGACUGAGAUGUGUGUUUUUAAGCUUAAUUACACUAUAGCAAGCAAGUCAGAGAACAUUAGAAGAUUUCUGCUUUCCAUUGCUGUGAUUAUGUGUUACAUCACAUCCUAUCUGCAGUUGUUUCUCUGAUUUCCUUCAUCUCGCAUUGAUAAAACUGAUUGCUAGGAUUAAUGUUUGACAAUCGCUUUUUUUUCUUCACAAAAUAAAGGAUUCCUCCACUGCCAAAUGACAGACAGCUGAAGACGGGAGCAUAUGCCCGUGGUGUUUCCAGAUCCUGAUGGAUAGCAAUCACCCUUACACUGUGCUGAACAAGCUCAAUGAGCAGCGCUCACAGGGCCUCUUCUGCGAUGUUACUAUAGUGGUGGAGGAUGUAAAGUUUCGGGCCCACAAGAACAUCCUAGCAGCUUGCAGCGGGUAUUUCAGGAAUGCUCUGAAAACCUCUGACCCAUGGAGCUCUAGUCAAGUGCUGGAGCUUAUGGACCUAAAGUCUGAGGUGUUUUCCAGAAUCCUCAACUUUAUAUACUGUUCAAAGGUGAUAUCUGCUGGUGCAGAGGACACACGGGGGCUUGCAGCAGCCGGCAGAAGACUUGGAAUUCCUUUUUUAGAGAGGCUUACAGAGGAAGACAAGCAAGACACAUGUGCUAAAUCCACAGACUCAUGCACAGCCUCGGUGUCUGAAAAAACAAAAAGGGAAGCUUCCAAACCUGAGGAGACAGACAAUGCCAGAGGGCCUCGCAUUACCAAUGCCUUCUCUAUCACUGAAGUGUGUCCUGGGAACGAUCCUUUCAUCCCUCUGGCUCAAACAAAUGGGGGGAGGCAGUCGCCAGAUGUGGGCCAGCUCCCAUCAAGUGGUCCUAAUACAUCCUGCCUCAACGGGAACAAUGAGACAACCCACGCUCUUUCAGAACACUCAUAUGCAGUAAGCAAAUCCACUGAAGUCGCAGAAAGCAGUCAGUUGGAUAACAAAAAGGUCUGUAAGCCAUCUGUAACUCAGUCAAAGCAACUCAUUUACAGGAAUGCAGGGCCGCUUAAAAAGCGCCACAAACUGAGAGGGAUUUUGGGACGAAAUAUACUUCCAAUACAAGCAGGAUCACAAAUCAAUAAACCAAACGCAAUAACCCCUGCAUUAACUGAUGACGUUAGCUCAGUAACUGCCUCUUCCAUGACCCCACCUCCACUUUAUUCUGAGGCAGAAACAGAAAAGAGCAUGGACCAAGGACUACCAGACUGUCCUCAACAGGAGUUAGGCCCACCCCCCCUUUCCCCUCAUGUGGAGGACAGCAUUUCAAUCUACAGCUGCGAGCACUGUCCAGAGAUAUUUUCCAAUAAAGCUCUUCUCAACAUUCACUCAGAGGUACAUAAAAAGCGUUUUGUUAGUCAUCUGUUUUGCAAGUUUUGCCACAGGAAGUUCAUACACCUCAAACGGCUACGUAACCAUGAGCAGGCUUGCCCAAAGGCUUUAAGGAGCCUUGGUAAGCUAGAUCCUACAGAUCCAUCCACCAAAGACCUGGGCCAACAUCCAGACGAAAGGGCUGACAUAGAGGGCAUGAUGAUACAGGUUCCCUCUGAUGGCCUCUCCAGCUCUCCUACGACAGAUUUAGUUCAAGAAGACCAAUCAGAGUCUUCAUGCGAUGAGAAGCCAGUGAGGCCUGGUGGAGGUCAGAGAAGAUACAACUGUAGUAUGUGUAAACGGGUCUAUGUUACCUUAUCCAGCCUGAAGCGUCAUGAAAAUGUGCAUUCCUGGCAGAGGGCCUAUCCCUGUCAUUAUUGUAAUAAAGUGUUUGCUUUGGCAGAGUACCGUACUAAGCAUGAAAUCUGGCACACAGGUGAACGGCGCUAUCAGUGCAUUUUCUGCCUGGAGACAUUUAUGACAUAUUAUAUCUUGAAGAACCAUCAGAAGUCCUUUCACGGCAUUGAUCCGAGUCUAGCUGUUAAUAAGAAAUCAGCCAACGGCGGACUGAAAGCCAGUGUUUAUCCAAUCAAGCUCUACAGGCUUCUGCCAAUGAAGUUUAGAAAAAGACAAUAUAAGUCGUACAGUCAGACAUACGCAGACAGUGUUCAAAGAAGUGAUCCAUCCUCACUCGACAGCAACUCUCUUAUUCCCCCAUUUGAAGAUAACUGCCUGAUUGGGAACUCUGACUCAUCUUCACUCCCUCUGACAUUCAUGGCAACAACAAAGAUGGUCUCUCCUGUCAUGCCUCAUAUCGCCUUUGACAGGUCAUGUGGGCAAUAUAUGGACCAAAGUCUGAACAAUGAAUCAGAAAUUCGGGGAAGCACAAGAAAAGAAACUGAGAAUAGAGAUCCACCUUUCAAUACCAGUGACGGCCUCUUCUCUGUGGAGCCGCACUCUGGGUCUCUUGCAGGUAAAGAUAAUCCACAAGUACUUAACCCAGAGCACAUCAAUAACAAUUUACCAUUCUUAAACUCUUUGAGCACUGUUAAAAAGUUGGGUGAACUGUCAGCAUCAGCCAAAAGAGUUGAAGAUAUGACCAAGGACAUUCUUCAGUCAAAUACAGAGAAUCUGAUGUGCAAUAAAGCAAUAGGGGCAAAAACAGAGACAUAUAUUGCCAAACCUGCAUGCCGGGGUCCAUCUGUGGACAAUGAUGCCAUGCCACUAUGUCAGAUAACAGUAAAAAUAGGCAAUGAAGCCAUCAUCCGCCGCCAAAUCAAAGGAUCUAAACUCUUCCGAAGGAAGAAAAGGAGAAACAGGGAACUGAGUGAGGAUCAGAGUUCAAGUCGGUGUCCCUCAACAAGGGAAAACUCAGAGAGUCCCAGGCUCCGUCUUAGACCAGAAGUCGCUGGUACACCAGAGCCCGAGGUGCACGAGGACACCAAUGAUUGUGACACAGCUGAUCAGCUUUGGCGUCCCUACUAUUCUUACAAAGCUAAAAGGAAAAUGAAGAAGCUGAGAUACAAGCACAGAAACGCUUUGUUUCACCAGUAUCCUGACUCAUCUGUGGACAGAACUGUUACCAGUGAAGUUAGCCUUGAUAGAACCAGUUCUCUAUCAGGAGAGAGCAACUCAGGAGGUAGUAAAGUGCUCAAACUGAGCCUCAGCAGGAACUCCAGUUCAAGAGCCAUCUACAACUGCGACAUCUGUGACAGCUCUUUCAUUACAGAGACUGGUCUGAAAGCUCACAUUAUUGGUUCUCACCCAUAUUUCUGUCGGACCUGUGGUAAACAAGGUCCCCCUGGUGAGGCACCCACAGGGGGUGAUUACAUCUGCACCAGUUGCAUGGAAAACGGCUCCUGCUUUGAUGAUACACCUCGGAGCCCCAAUCCAGAGAAGCGAUAUCGCUGCUCUUUCUGUCCCCAGCGUUUUCUCUACCUUGCUACCAAGAAAAGCCACGAGAAAAAGCACCAGGAGACAAAUGAGAAGAGUUAUAAUUAUGACGCCAGCACGCCAUGUUGUAAAUACUCCACACAGCUAAGUGAAGAUGAUAAACAAGAAAAUAUCAAAACAGAGGACAACAGUCAAGAGGGCACUGGUAUAAAAAGUGAAAGCAUGGAAGGAGAAGAUCUUCCCACUGAUAAGAGCGGACCUAAAGGUGAAGAUACAACUGAGGUAGUGUCUACCUACCAAGAUGUGUCAUAUUCCACUAUUAAGGGUCCAUUAUCACCCUACACUGACUCACUGUUUCCCCUGACAUCCUCAAAGUUGAAACAAAAAGUAGCUAAAAAGAGGAUCAGUGUGCAGGAGCCUAUGCAUUUCAUGUCGAAAAAGCAAACCUGUGACAGAGAUAGUAACAAGAAUAUUAUGAUGGGACCAAGAAUAAGCAGUCAGGGUGACGAUGAAAAGUGUGGUAAAGUAUAUAGAAGAAGUAAUUCUGGACCCAAUGGGGCUCACGUUUCUGUAUACAAGUUAGAGAAAUGGGUGUGCAAAGAGGAGCCCCUUUUUUAGAAGUUUUUCAGGACUGCAGCCAACUGUAGGAAAACCUGGAAGUGGUUGACGUCUGAACCCAAGCCACUGCUUUGGUUAAGAGAUGAAAUAUCUGUAGUGUUAUCUUCACAGACAAGUUAAAAUAAGUGUUUUGAAAGAACACCACUUUGAAGAUUUAACAUCAGUGUCGACUGAAAUUUCUUCCCUCCUAAAGCCAGCAACUCAGUGAUUAGUUUAUUGUUUUGUUUUUCACAUUUCGAUGACGAUAUUUUUUGGUUAUUAAUGGGACCUUCUGACACAAUCUGUACCGUCUUUUUUCUAUGCAUGUAAGGCAGAACCAGUGGCACAUGGUUUCUUCUAACGCUGUGCAAUAUCAGAUCAGCAUUUGCAAUCUGUUGGAUAACAGAAAAACUGCAGAGUGUGAUUAUAUCUUCACUUUUUUAAACUAAAUGUGAACAAAAUAUUGUCCGUCACAUUUUUGAGUUUUCUGUUCACUGAACUGCGCUUGGUGAGUAGCACUUUAUAGGUAUACUAUUCUGAUUUGUUCUUUAAUACUUUGAUAAUUGAAUUUAAUUAUAAGCACCAUUGAUAUAUUUUGAUUUCUAAGUAUUACACAGAACCACUGAGGGAAAAAAAAAUGUUUUUUUCUGUGUUUACUAUGUGUAAAAAAAAUGUAAAACUAUUUAAAUAUAUAUUGUUGAUAUUACAUCUGAUUAAA